Molecule: messenger RNA, 330 nt
Organism: Thermochaetoides thermophila DSM 1495
Lineage: Eukaryota; Fungi; Ascomycota; Sordariomycetes; Sordariales; Chaetomiaceae
Exons: 2
Coding region: 1-330 (109 amino acids)
Source: RefSeq, a predicted model, not a curated record
AUGCCAUCCCUCAACGACUCCAAGCACGAAGAAGCGAGCGAGGCUUCAUGGGAAGCCUGCCGUGGCGCCGUUUCUGGCGCCUUGAAAUGGGGCGUCGGUAUGGCCCUACUGAGUGGUCUCGGAUACUACAUGUCGCCAGUAUACCGUAGCCUGACGUUCCAGUUUAAGGUGUAUAUCCAGAUGUCAGGCAUGGUGUUGGGGAGCAUGAUCGAGGCUGAUGCUCGGCUGAGGGCAUUUGAGGAACGGAUCAAGAUGGAGCGGCGGAGGGCUAAACAGAGAGCCUACUGGGAGGCUUUUGAGAGGACUUACGGCAAGGAUGAUGAUGAGUGA